Molecule: messenger RNA, 699 nt
Organism: Penicillium brevicompactum
Lineage: Eukaryota; Fungi; Ascomycota; Eurotiomycetes; Eurotiales; Aspergillaceae
Exons: 6
Coding region: 1-699 (232 amino acids)
Source: RefSeq, a predicted model, not a curated record
AUGUACGGUUUCAACAUCAUCACUACGGUGGCGCUCUUCGGGCUGGCCCAUGCCGGAGAUAAGAUCGGAUUUGGACCAAACUUCGCUGUGAGCUCAACCGGUAGCACAUGGAUCAAAGAGGGCAAUACUACCCUCAUUUUACCCGAGACUCCUUCGCCACAGGUAGAGCGUCUGGCUAUCUGGCCUGGGAUGGAGACUUCCAACGGCAAUCUGGUGCAGGCACUCGCUGUCUCCUUUGAGGAUCCCGCAGCGAACUGCGGUGCACAGAAAGGACAAUGGUGCGUUUGGGCUAGCACACUGCAAGAGACUCAAAUUUCUGGAAAGAUGGUGCCCGCAUCACCUGGGGAUAGAAUAACUAUGCACUACGUUUACAAUGACUCGACUGGCGAAUAUGACCAGUCUUCGGCCAUCAAUGGAGAGAUUGUCUCUACUCUUUCUACCAGCUCUGGGCAAGCUCAGAGGUGGGAUGUUGCUGUAGAAUGUCAGGUAGAUGCCUGCACGCGUCGCUCUCCUCCUCACAGAUAUGUUGAUACAACAAUUAUACUCAACGAAGCGAACCCUUACUGGUCGCAAGGCUUAAACACCAAGUGGUCUGAAAACUCAGGCCUGGAGACUACUGACGGGGGCAGAACAUGGACAGUGAGUACCAUCGAACUCAAUUCGCACUUAUAUGACGAGAGCGAUAUCCAGUACGAUUAA